GUGCGGAGCUCUGCUUCAGUCAGCAGGGCCGUCUGCUCAUGGGCCGCCAUGGUGGCAGCAAAGGCGCGGGCGGUGCGUGUGGCAAAGGCAAAAACAAGUCGGGCUCGUACGUCAGCCGCUCGGCGUACCGCUAUCGGUGGAACUUCAAGUCGAACCACUGGUGCUACCAGUGCUGUGCGCCGAUGGUGCCGAACCCGUCGCCCGACAAGAAGCCCCUGGGCCAGUGGUCGCUCGGCCCGCCCAUGCUCGCGUCGAACCCGUUCGACACCGCCGCUGCGGCUGCGCCGCCCGCGGGAGGCCAGGCCAAGGGCCCUCCUGUGCCGCCGAAGGGUGCCAAGGGGGCGCCGCGGGAUCGCCGCCCAUGGGUCUGGCACGGGCUUGGCUGGUACCCGUACGGCGGUGGGCCGACCCCAGAUCAGACGCUUGAUGCACCGCCGCCGUCCGACCCCCUCGCGCUGCUGCGAGAGCAGUUGGGCGACUGCGCGGAGAUCUCGGCCGUCUCUGCCAAGCUGGCCGCCAAGCAGCAGCUUGUCGAGGCUCCGCGCCGCCCGCCCCUCUCGGAGGAGGAGGUCUCCGCGAAGGGGAUCGCCUGCAGGCGCGCGCAGGCCUGGCUCGAGACCUGUGCCGCCCGCGCCCUUGAGGGCGAGGCCUGGCUGGCCGAUGCCAAGGCGGCAGAGGACGCUGCGGCCGAGGCUGCGCACCAGGCUCGGCAGGACUGGGAGGCGGCCUGUGCCAAGCAGCUGCCGUCGCAGUCGACGCCUCAGGGCGAGGCGGCAUCCGCUGCUACGGCCAUCAACCUCUCGACGCUCGUCGACGAAGGUUCGCUGCGCAUCGUCGACGGCCCCCUCUUCGACCUGGAGGGCCUCGAGGUCGACGAGACCGAGCGCACCGAGUGGGCCCGCAUCAAGGGCGAGCUCGCCACCAGCGUGCAAGCCAAGGUGCAGGAGGCCUCGGGGCCCGCCGCCCAGCAGAUCUCCAAGUUGCGAGGGGAGGCCCAGGCCCUGCGGAGCCUGUGGCUUCUGCUGCUGGCGCCUCUGCUGCUGGCGGCAUCGCUGCUGCUGCGGCGCGGGGCGGUGGCGAGCGCAGCAGUGCUGAGGCCCUUCCAGCCGCUGCCAGGGCCAAGGCCAGUGCUGCCGCUGAUGAGAGGAAGCGGGACACGCAAGGGGUUUAGCCUCCGCGAGGCCCGGCCUGCCGCUGUUACGUACUGCGGCUUGCCGAUCCCGUUCUACGGGGACAUCUUCCUCUCGCAGGACGACGAGCGCGCGUUCUUCCCUGAUUUGGAAGUCUACGGCCACUACAAGUUCAGCUCCUCUCAGAGCGCUGACGACUCUGAGGUUGACGACGGCGCGGUCCAGUGCAAGGAUCAGGACCCUGCCAGGCGGGUGGCCAUUCACAACAGACAGCUUCUUGAGAGGCGGCUGAGGUCUUUCACUGGCGCCUGGGUGCCUGACCCCAGCGUUAUUGAUGAUGGUGCUGACCUGGCUGAUUGGAAGCGUGCAUGCAUCCCUUGCGUGGCCAGUUUCCUGGCCCAUCCUGCGCUGCGGCCUUUGGUGCAAGAGGCCGCCGACUCCGCAGGGCACGGCAACCUUGCGGUUACGCAGUGGGACAUGGCGGCGCAGAUUUGCGAACGAGCUUGGCGUGCUCGGCGUCGCCAGCGGCAGGCUUAUCGAGAUCACCUCAACAGCCUCCGCGACCUCGACUAUGAUGAUUGGCAGGAGGAGCUGGCUCGCCACGCCCUGAGCUACAUCGAGGCGCGCGAGGCGCUCGAUACCAGGGCGCCGCAGAUACGG
This is a messenger RNA of Prorocentrum cordatum, 1790 nucleotides long. NCBI's taxonomy places the organism in Eukaryota, Dinophyceae, Prorocentrales, Prorocentraceae. The record is from the annotation of a GenBank genome assembly.